Molecule: messenger RNA, 984 nt
Organism: Rhea pennata
Lineage: Eukaryota; Metazoa; Chordata; Aves; Rheiformes; Rheidae
Gene: ERFL
Product: ETS repressor factor like
Exons: 6
Coding region: 1-984 (327 amino acids)
Biological process (GO): regulation of transcription by RNA polymerase II; cell differentiation
Cellular component (GO): nucleus
Molecular function (GO): DNA-binding transcription factor activity, RNA polymerase II-specific; sequence-specific DNA binding
Source: RefSeq, a predicted model, not a curated record
AUGGACUGUAACUGCGUGUCCGACCUGCUCCUCACCUCCCCGGUGCCGGCCCUCUGGACCCCAGGCUUCGCCUUCCCGGACUGGGCGUACAAGCCGGAGUCGAGCCCAGGCUCGCGGCAGAUCCAACUGUGGCACUUCAUCCUGGAGCUGCUGCAGAAGGAGGAGUACCAGAACGUCAUCGCCUGGCAGGGCGACUACGGCGAGUUCGUCAUCAAGGACCCCGACGAGGUGGCCCGGCUCUGGGGCAUCCGCAAGUGCAAGCCCCACAUGAACUACGACAAGCUGAGCCGGGCGCUGAGGUACUACUACAACAAGCGGAUCCUGCACAAGACCAAGGGCAAACGCUUCACCUACAAAUUCAACUUCAGCAAAGUGGUGCUGGUCAACUACCCGCUGCUCGAGGUGGGCGGCAGCUCGCCCUUCCUGCUGGCGCAGAGCCCCUUCACUGCCGGCGCGUCCAGCCCCGACUGCGCCACCCUCACCCCCGAGACCCUGCAGUCGCUGUUCUCCAGCCCGCGCCUGGCCGAGCCGCCGAGCCGCUCGCCGCUCUACGAGCGCCAGCCCGAGGCUGAGAAGCUGCGGCUGGACGCGGCGCUGCCCUUCCUCGGCUCAGGUGUCUCCGGCUACUCCAAGGCGCCGGCGCUGCUGGGGCCCUACGGCCGCGCGGCGCCCUUCCCCGAGUACCCGUGGGGCUGGGGGCCCUACGUGCCAGGGGCGCUGCCCCUCGGUGGCUCCAAGCUGCCCGCCGCCCUCUACUCGCCGCACUUCUACCCUGGGCUGGCACCGCUGCCGCCGCCGGAACCGGGACCGGGGCCGGGGCCAGGACCGGGGCCGGGGGCGCUGCCGGAGCCCGAUGUCACCGAGCCCGCCUCCGACUCGGAGCUGGAGAUCACGGACGGUGGCAGCAGCAGCUCGGAGAACGAGGCUGGCAGCCCCCUGCCGCUGUCUGGCCGCGGGCGCCCCAAGGGCCUGGCCCGCAGCUGA